GGGUUGAGCAUAGGUGGAACCAACAUGGGCUUGGUGGUGAUAAUCUUGAAGGUUUGUGUAGAGAUCUACCCCUGGUCCGGUAAGCUUGUUGCAUUGGAGUGGGAAGGCAAGCCAUGGCUGAGACUUGACUCCAAGAGACCGUGUCCGUUGGAUAGUCUUUGGACACCGUACGAUCUAUUCCGGCAUGCACCGUUGUUCUCCGACGAUUGA
This is a messenger RNA of Ilex paraguariensis (yerba mate), 210 nucleotides long. NCBI's taxonomy places the organism in Eukaryota, Viridiplantae, Streptophyta, Magnoliopsida, Aquifoliales, Aquifoliaceae. The record is from the annotation of a GenBank genome assembly.